Messenger RNA from Physella acuta, 718 nucleotides. Its product is annotated as prion-like-(Q/N-rich) domain-bearing protein 25. Lineage: Eukaryota; Metazoa; Mollusca; Gastropoda; Physidae. The record is from RefSeq and is a predicted model, not a curated record.
UUCUUCAAAUGACCAAUGUAAAUCCAACAUGACCUGUGUUAAUGCUCUUUGUGGCUGUAAUAGUAACCAGUAUCUGAAUAAUGAUACUUGCUAUACAAAAUUAUCCUCCAAUGGUUCAUGUUCUUCAAAUGACCAAUGUAAAUCCAACAUGACCUGUGUUAAUGCUCUUUGUGGCUGUAAUAGUUACCAGUAUCUGAAUAAUGAUACUUGCUAUACAAAAUUAUCCUCCAAUGGUUCAUGUUCUUCAAAUGACCAAUGUAAAUCCAACAUGACCUGUGUUAAUGCUCUUUGUGGCUGUGAUAGUUACCAGUAUCUGAAUAAUGAUACUUGCUAUACAAAAUUAUCCUCCAAUGGUUCAUGUUCUUCAAAUGACCAAUGUAAAUCCAACAUGACCUGUGUUAAUGCUCUUUGUGGCUGUGAUAGUUACCAGUAUCUGAAUAAUGAUACUUGCUAUACAAAAUUAUCCUCCAAUGGUUCAUGUUCUUCAAAUGACCAAUGUAAAUCCAACAUGACCUGUGUUAAUGCUCUUUGUGGCUGUGAUAGUUACCAGUAUCUGAAUAAUGAUACUUGCUAUACAAGUGAGUUUUUUAAAAGAAUUCGCUUGAACCUUUUAACACCAAAAUGCAUUAAACAUUUGUACACUUCUUAUUAAGGGGAUAUGCGCGGAAAAAAAUCACAAAAUUUCUUGUUUCUCGCCAUGAUGGGUUUCUUGCACUUU